CACUCUCUCUUUAAUUUUUGUUUGGUGGUUGCAAAGAGGUGAAAAUUCUCUAACUCCAAUUCACCCCACCUCUUGGAGUGCAUUGAGUCAACAAUUGGUAUCAGAGCAAGGGCUCCAAUUUGAAGGCUUAACCACCUAGGAGUUGAUCGGGGAUGGCUCAAUUUCAAUCUUCUCAACCACUUGAAAGUUUGUCUACCACUAAGCCUCCUUUUUUUUAUGGUACUAAUUAUAAUUAUUGGAAGAUAGGAUGAAGGUCUUCAUGCUUGCAAAUGUGCCCAAGGCAUGGAUUAUGACUAUGAAAGGUCCAUAUGUGCCUAUGAAAGUAGUUGGGGAAAGUGAGGUGCCAAAGGAAGAAGUUGAAUGGACUAAUGAUGACUUGGUGAAGAUCAUGAUCAACAACAAAGCAAUCAACAUGCUUCAAUGUGCUCUCAAUCCAACGGAAUUCCAUAGAGUUUCCGGGUGUGAUACGGCUAAGGAGAUGUGGGACAUGUUGGAGGCUCUUGGUAAAGUCUAUCCUCCUCAAGAAGUGGUGAGAAAGGUUCUUAGAAGCUUGCUUAAGAGUUGGGAAGCCAAGAAGAUGGCAAUUGAAGAAUCUAAGGAUCUCAACACUCUCAAGCUUGAAGAUCUCAUUGGUAAAUUGAUGACAUAUGAGAUAGAAGUUCAAGGUGAUGGUGGAGUUGAAAUAGUUGAGAAGAAGAAUAAGAAUGUUGCUUUCAAGGCUAGCAACCAAAAGGAAGAGAGUGAAGAUGAUGCUAGUAAUGAUGAGUCUAGCAAUUAGGAGGACAUCACCAAAUUGAUUUCAAAGGAAGUGAAGAGAUUCAUGAAGAAGAACAUCAAAAGCAAGCUUGCAAAGAGAGAUGAAGGAGAGUCUACCAAAAGGAGUGUGAAAUGCUAUGAGUGCAACAAGAUGGGGCACUAUAGAAAUGAAUGUCCCAAAUUGAA
Messenger RNA from Rubroshorea leprosula, 942 nucleotides. Lineage: Eukaryota; Viridiplantae; Streptophyta; Magnoliopsida; Malvales; Dipterocarpaceae. The record is from the annotation of a GenBank genome assembly.